AUGGAGAAAGCAGAAAGAAGAAAUCAAACAAUCAUUAUGGAAUUCAUCCUCUUAGGAUUUGGGAACGGCCCUGAACUGCAACCCCUCCUCUUCUUGCUGUUUCUAGUGAUCUACCUUGUGACUGUGGCCGGGAAUAUCCUCGUAGUUCUGCUGAUAGUGACCGAUAAGCACCUCCACACCCCCAUGUACUAUUUACUGGGGAACUUGUCCUGGUUGGAGACCUGCCUCAUCUCCACUUUGCUGCCCAAACUCCUGGCCAGUCUCCUGACUGGGGACAGAACCAUCUCGGUGAAGGGUUGCAUGGUACAAUUGUAUUUCUUCGGUAUCAUGUCGACCGCAGAGUCUCUGCUGCUCACGGCCAUGUCCUACGACCGGUAUCUAGCGAUCUGCCAGCCCCUCCGUUACCCUGUGCUGAUGAACGGCCGGGUGUGUUGCCAGCUAGUGGCGGGGUCCUGGAUGAGUAGCUUGACAACAUGCACCACGGGGAUGGUUUUAUUGUUGCAGUCGACAUUCUGUCAUUCUGGAGAGAUUGACCAUUUCUUUUGUGAUUUCUCCCCCAUGCUAGAGCUGUCCUGUGAUGACUCCCAGACUCUGAAACUGUUGACAUUUAUUAUUGCUAUCAUGUGGACAUUGGUGCCCUGUCUCCUGACCCUGGCGUCCUAUACUUGUAUCAUCAGCAACAUCUUGAAAAUCCCUUCCACCUCUGGCAGGAAAAAGGCCUUUUCCACCUGCUCCUCUCACCUCAUUAUGCUCACCAUUUUCUAUGUGACCGUGACUACGGUCUAUAUGGUUCCCACAGCCAACACUCCCAAGAUCCUAAGCAAAGUAUUCUCUGUCUUCUACACGGUCCUGACUCCCCUGCUCAACCCUAUUGUGUACUGCCUGCGAAACAAGGAGGUGAACGAAUCCCUGAAGAAACUAAUUUUUAAGCUGGUUGCUUUCUGA
Molecule: messenger RNA, 945 nt
Organism: Pelodiscus sinensis (Chinese soft-shelled turtle)
Lineage: Eukaryota; Metazoa; Chordata; Testudines; Trionychidae
Product: olfactory receptor 6C75-like
Biological process (GO): G protein-coupled receptor signaling pathway
Cellular component (GO): membrane
Molecular function (GO): olfactory receptor activity; G protein-coupled receptor activity
Source: RefSeq, a predicted model, not a curated record